Molecule: messenger RNA, 771 nt
Organism: Tinamus guttatus (white-throated tinamou)
Lineage: Eukaryota; Metazoa; Chordata; Aves; Tinamiformes; Tinamidae
Source: RefSeq, a predicted model, not a curated record
AUGUUUGGGGAGCUCCCUCGAGUCUCUGUGAGGGCGGCUCUUGUGCGAGACUCGUACGCAAGGCGGCGGUCUGCAGCCGCCUUAACCACCCCGCAGCUCGAGAGCAAGCAGAAGUUCCUGCGGCUCAUGGGAGCGGGCAAGAAAGAACAUACUGGCCGCCUUGUUAUCGGAGAUCACAGAUCGACCUCUCACUUCAGGACAGGGGAAGAAGACAAGAAAAUGAAUGAAGAACUAGAGUCUCAGUACCAGCAAAGCAUGGACAGCACGAUGUCUGGGCGGAACCGGCGCCACUGUGGACUGGGUUUCAGUGAGUUUCAGGAUGGUGAUGACCAAGAAGAGGGAGUUGGAGACUCCUCUGACCAUGAGAGUUCAGAGGAUUCUGAAAGUGGCUCCGAGUCUGAGCAAGAGGAAUCUGCAGAAGAGCUACACACUGCUGGAAAACAUGAGGAAGCUGAGGUUCCAGAAAACAAAAAAGAAACAAAAAGCAAUUAUAAAAUGAUGUUUGUUAAAGCCAGUGGUUCAUAACUGCAGAUGUAACAGCUUUGUAUUUAAAGUACAGUAAGCCUUAUUGUUACAGUGCAAAGUGGAGGACUGCUACAGCACAAAUAUUUGUAUUAUGAUUUUAAGACCCUGUUAGAUGACAAAAGGUAGUAUUUGCUUUCAGUUGCCAUGGAUAACAUUUUUAUGGGCACAGUGGUAUUCCUGUUUUUUUGUAAAGUGUAUAAAGUACUGGAUGAAGAAAUAAAUUCUUUUUGUUUCUGCCCUAUCUCU